This is a messenger RNA of Uncinocarpus reesii 1704, 810 nucleotides long. RefSeq names its product metalloprotease 1. The transcript is spliced from 5 exons. The coding region runs from base 1 to 810 and encodes 269 amino acids. NCBI's taxonomy places the organism in Eukaryota, Fungi, Ascomycota, Eurotiomycetes, Onygenales, Onygenaceae. The record is from RefSeq and is a predicted model, not a curated record. Gene Ontology annotation, molecular function: metallopeptidase activity.
AUGCGUCUCUCCGUUUCUCUCUUGGCUUUGGCCUUUGGCUCCCUGGUUGCGGCCGCGCCCAACACAAAGCCACGAACCUGCGGUUCCAAACCAUCAAUGGAGUUCCUUGCUAAAUCUGCUGAGUUUGCUGCAAAGGAAGCAAGCGGAGAACUGCUCAACUCUUUGGCCACCAUCGAAGUUGAGACCUACUUCCACGUUGUUGCCUCAGGCCGGACCCCUUCCCAAGGCUAUCUCUCUGAUGCUAUGCUUGCCAAUCAACUCAGAGUCAUGAACUCGGACUAUGGACCGCACGGCAUCCAAUUCAACCUGGUCCGCACGACCAGAACUGUCAAUGCCAACUGGGCACGUGAUGGAGAUGAGCUUGGAAUGAAACGCGCUCUUCGUCAAGGCGGCUAUAACGCUCUCAAUGUUUACUUCUUGGGAGACCUUGGCAGUCUUUUGGGAUACUGCUACUUCCCCACCAACGCCUCGCCUGGCUCAACUGCUUUCAUUCGUGACGGGUGCGUCGUCGUCGGCCAGAGUGUUCCCGGUGGCAACAUCUCCAACUACAACUUGGGCAAGACUGCCACCCACGAAGUUGGCCAUUGGUUCGGAGGAUGCUUCGGCAGCGGUGAUGGCGUCAGCGACACUCCUCCACAGCGUAGCUCUACCCAGGGAUGCCCUUCCAGCCGUGACUCUUGCCCUGGUGGUGGCGUUGACCCAAUCCACAACUACAUGGAUUACUCAUAUGACGUCUGCAUGAACCAAUUUACUUCCGGCCAGCGCACUCGCAUCUACAACAUGUGGAACCAAUACCGUGCACGCGGCUGA